UUACAUAAUUCCUCCAAUACGGCAAAGAGAUAACGAAAUGAAAGAGUUGAGAUAAUUUGGAGUGGCACUGAUGCCGUUGUCUAAACACAGCAGAGUUUUUAAUGAGGUCAAUGGUAAGAGAGAGAGGGCUGAGGAUGAGGAGGAUGAUGUGGGGCGGGCUGAAGGCGUUGCUCAUGCCGUCCUCCUCCUGUAGGGCCAGUAGACAGUGAACUUGAGCAGUGACGGGCACACGGGUACAGCAUUGACGACAAUCAAGUCACACAUCGCUGCUGUUCUAUGAGAUUUACAGUGUCAGUUUAGUUUUACGGGAUCAUCACUCAAGAUGUCCAGGCGCAAACUCGGCAGUAGACCGCAACACCUGAGCGCAAUGCAAGAUGCUCCAGAGUCCACAGUCAUCCCCACCUCCUCACCAUCACCUGAGCGAAUGUCUCAGCCUGAGGUUGGUAGUCGUGACCUGUUGACUUGUGGCCAGUGUGGUCAGGCAUUCCCUCUGGCCCAUAUCCUCACCUUUAUCCAGCACAAACAGGGUGGAUGCGGUAGUGCCAGGGCCCAGCCUCAGGACCACACCCCUCCCUCUCCAGCUACUCAAACGCUCCGAUGUGGCCAGGAAACGCAGGUGGAGGCAGGCUAUGUGGAGCUCCGACGGAUGACGGACAGGAGAUGGAAGGAAGAGCCAGGUGUGAGGGUGGAGGCUAACAGAGCUGAGGAGCCAUCUAUUUUCACCUGCCAGGUGUGUCAGUGUGUAUUCUCCAGUGCAUGGGCUCUCCUCCAGCAUGCUCAGAACACACAUUCUCUCAACAUCUACCAAGUGGAGGAAGACAGUAAUGCACGGACGUCAAAACCAGCAGCCAUGAUGGAUCCACGUCACCUGGGUGCUGCACUGGCCUCUGCAUUCCAAUCAUCCUCUCAGCGGUCAGCCCACCCUCACAAGCCUUACUGCUCCACCCCUUCAUCAGGUGCACAGGACCUGCAUGGGCUGAAGUUCUCCAUGUGUUUGCAGCGGUUGGCAGAGGUCAGCUACAAUAAUGGAGGAGUGGUACCCUCUCCGUCUCCCUCUCCACCAGCUGCUUCGCCUUUUCCACACUCCACUCCACCACGCCAAACAGCCUUCUCCUGUGAGAUGUGCAGCCAGGGCUUUCAGUCUCUGCGGAGCCUGUCCGCCCAUCGUCGCACUCACGCCUGUGAUAGACCCUAUCAUUGCGGCCUGUGCCAGCUCACUUUUGCCCAGAGCGGGGAACUGGCACGUCACAUGAGGAGCCACCGCCACCCUGCAAGACAGGAAAUGUCUGAUCCCAUCCCUGCCAGUACAGAUGAGGACAGAAAGCUUUCUGCACAGGGAGAUAAUUAUAUUUCCAGUGGUGUGGGGCAUCAAGUAGCUGGCAUGGAGGCAGGGAAGCACCCAGGAGGUAACAACUUGAUCUUGAUGUCCUCACAGUCCAGGGUUCCAGAUCGUAAUCUGUUGCGGUACUGCCAGCCUCAAAGAGAUGCAGAUGAAGAAGGUCAUGGUGAACCUCAGCAGCCAUCUCCCUUUGGCAGCCCCUCAGAGGGCUCUCUGGAGAGCGGUGAUACAGGUGGAAGUGGGGAGAGUGGGAUCGCCAGUGGCAACUGCACACCAAAGCGUCCAGAGCGAGAAGAUCGUCCUCAAGGUGAGUGGGAAACCGACAGAGAGGUGGAGGCUGUGGAAAUGGUCCAGGAUUGGCAACGAGAGAACGAAAGGAGACAGGUCACUAUUGGUGGGGGUAAGAAGAAGAAAGAAGAAGCCUGUGAGUUUUGUGGGAAGUGUUUCCGUAACAGCAGCAACCUGACAGUGCACCGACGCAGCCACACAGGUGAGAGGCCAUACCGAUGUGGCCUGUGCAGCUAUGCUUGCGCGCAGAGCAGCAAGCUUACAAGGCACAUGAAGACGCAUGGUGCACGUGGGAUACGCCCCGCCUUCCAGUGCCAGUUGUGUUCAGUCCCUUUUACUGUCUAUGCCACGCUGGAGAAGCACCUGAAGAAGGUCCAUGGACUCACCCACGCUAGUGCUGGGGCCUACAGCCAAAGCCCAAUCGCUGAUUACAGCAUCAAAGUGGAGGAAGACUCCAUCAGUGAUAAAUCAGCAGUUUCAAUCACAACCCUCACAGAAUCCAAUGUGGACAUGCAAGAGGAGGUCAGUGUUGAUCUUGAUGAGCCACCUACCUCUGAAGAAACCAGUGGUACUGUAGCGCUGGGUCAAACCACAGUAUAAAAAUAGCGAUACUUCUGCACGACACUCUAAUCAUGACCAAAACCACCAAGCAUGAAGAUCUUCUGCCGCUGGCUCAGUGUGUGCAUUCUGUCAAACUGAGAACAGCAUUGAAGACCUCACCUGCCUUUACCACAGUACUUAGCAGCCUAGCUCUAAGGCACAUACUGUAGCUGAUACUGAACAAGACAUGUUAGAGUCAUAUCAGUACACGUUUAAGUGCCUAUAUAUAUAUAUAUAUAUAUAUAUAAAUUGUUAUAUCCUGACAUGCAAUAUUUGAGGACUUUUGAACUAGAGAACAUGAGUGAGGCCCAAUCGUUGUUGUCAAGACUGCAAUCAGCACUUCCUCCUACAGCAGAAACCUAGAACUUUACUGCAGACACAGACUUGUAGAACAGGUCAUGAGUAGCCCAUGUGGAGAUGUUGCUAGGUCAUUUGAGCAUUUUGAUGGGUUCUUAAAUGCAAUCAUAUAGGAAUAUUGGCAAGACUGAGUGGCCAUUACCUGCAGGUGAUCUGUCUAUAUGAUUUUGAAUUCUAAAAUACAAUUACUAAAGUGGACACUUUGUGUAUACUCUACCACAGAGCUUUAAAGGUUCACGUUUUAUAAAAUUGGUGAAUGUCAAAGUCAUACUGUCAAAGGGGGUGGGUGGCAUAUGGAAGGUCUAUAUCGGGUGUAUCAUAUGUCUUGCACAAAUGACAAUAGACUCUGAAAUACAGAUUUGCGCUGUUGUUUCAACAUAGGGAAGCUUUUGUUUUCCCAACUCUCUCUGACAGGGUUAUGUUUCCAUUUUUUGUGCUUUUUGAUACUGUUUAUUAGACUGAUUGGGUCUGUGGCAAUGUAUAUAUUCGCUGUAAUUAAAGAAAAUUUUGUUUGCCAUUAGUUCAGCAGGAUGUCAAGAAGUUUGUAAAUAUCUAUAUAUAUAUAUAUAUAUAUAUAUAUAUAUUAGUUUGUGCAGACA
Molecule: messenger RNA, 3183 nt
Organism: Myxocyprinus asiaticus (Chinese sucker)
Lineage: Eukaryota; Metazoa; Chordata; Actinopteri; Cypriniformes; Catostomidae
Product: B-cell lymphoma/leukemia 11A-like
Exons: 3
Coding region: 323-2227 (634 amino acids)
Biological process (GO): positive regulation of transcription by RNA polymerase II
Cellular component (GO): nucleus
Molecular function (GO): RNA polymerase II cis-regulatory region sequence-specific DNA binding; DNA-binding transcription factor activity
Source: RefSeq, a predicted model, not a curated record